GCUGCACCGGGGAGGCCGCGCCCGCCCGCCCGCUGCGGGAGGAGGAGUUGCCCGUUAAUAGAGCUGGGGACUGCGGUGGGGGCGCUACAGCCGGGGAGCCCAGCCCGGCAGCUGGCGGAGAUGGCGGCGGAAGCAGCUGCGGGGCCGCAGCGGGAGCUGGAUAACGGUUCCUUGGAGAUAACGCAGAGCACAGAAGAUGAUCCUCUACUUGAUGCACCACUUCUUCCACCUCAUGCAUUACAUUCCCAAUUGAGACCGAGAUUCCAUGCUAUUCCUACAGUCUUGGUUGCCAAUUUUCUGUUGCUUAUACAUGUUGCUUUUGUUGUCUUAGUAUUUUUAGCAGGUAUAUAUUGUUCUUAUGUAAACCCAAAUGAGGAUGAAUGCCCUGGAAACUACACCAACCCACUUAAGGUGCAAAGUGUCAUAAUCAUUGCGAAGGUAAUUCUGUGGAUUCUGCAUGUUGUCUUUGAACGAUAUGUUCAGCAUCAUCAUAGUAAAGUCAGAUGCAGAGGAUACCUCCUGAUCUACCGAUCAACAAGACAUCUUAAAAGGCUGCCACUCCUUAUACAUUCUGCAGGAAAUGCAGCCCUGCUUCUGAUACUGUCAGCUCAGCAUUCCUUUCCUAACUAUAGUAAGAAGUAUCUCUACCUUAUCCUUGGAGUCUUGUGUCUGGAGCUGAUUUGUUCUUUGACGUGCAUAGUCAUUUACACAGUGAAAAUAAGCAAUUUCAACAAGGCAAGGCCAAGGCCUGAUAUAAUUGAAGAAGAAAAGAUGUAUGCUUACCCUAGUCACAUUACCUCAGAGAUUGGAUUCAGGGAAAGCUCAAGUUUGGAAGAAAUAGUUGAAAAGCAAGGAGAUGUGAUAGACUAUCUCCAGCGACACAAUGCGCAGCUCAGCAAGAGACUACUAGCACUAACAUCACAGCAAAUCAGAGGUUAGAGAUAUCCAGGAAGCUGCUGCUGCAUUUUAAGAGGAAUCCAAAGCAAUGUAAUUUGAUUUGGAGGACAGACAACUCCACUUGAUUACUGUCUUUAAUGGAAGUAGUAUAGCUGUCAAGUUGGAAGUAUGAAUUCUAUUAGAAGUGUAAAAUCUGCAGCUGGAGAUGCUGUCUAUUUUGAACAAACACUCUUUAUUUGAGGAUGUUAACUUUUGCUGGGCUGAAGAUGGACCUGAGCUCCCUGACUAAACUUUGUUUUAAUGUUGUUCAAUUGAGAUUUUUUUGCACUGCUGUAACAAACUCCAAACUACCAAAGUCUUCUGUGCUUCUAGAACUCAAACAUUUGUUUUCCAGAAUGAAACAUUACAGGGUAUGGCCCCUCCUGACUUUCUGGGUUUCUUAUAGUAGAGGUUGAGAUGAACUCAAAUAUUGUAACAUGCUAUAACAACUGUGCUCAUUGAGUUUUUAAAAGCUAUUUAUUUCAAUAUUCCCUAAACACGCUUCCACAGUUGGAGUGGAAGAGUCUAUAGGGCAAAUUGAAGAGACUCAGUUUCUGGAUCAGUGUCUUUUGCUGUUGUGUGGGUGUGUGUUUGGGUUUUUUUUUUCUUUGCCCUAAAAAGGGUAACUACACAAAUGUGGAAAUGAAGCAAAGAUGAAGAAUCAGAUGUUUGGUCUAAAACACAUCCAAGUCUCUCCUUUGUAUGCAGGAAAAGUAGGAUUUCACUUCACUAAGCAUAGUAUGUAAAAACUAGGCUCACAGACAUUUGAUCAAAUUGAUGGCUGAUCAAGCAUCUAAACAGAAUUUCAGUGUAGAAUGUCUAAAUCUGAUUUUUAGAGCUGUCCUAAGUAUUUGUGGCAUUUUUGCUUAACUUUUGUCCCAAGAACUAUAAAUAGGAACUAUUCUGCAUUAAAUAUUUAUAUUUGGAGAGAGCUUUUUUGUAAACUACUCUCUAAACUUGUUGUUGACUCUUUAGUUCAAUACAUGAGAAUUUACGGUUUUUGUUUUCCUUAGGAUGGUGCACUGUUAAGUUAGAUGCUGUAAAAGGUGCUACUAUUGCAGUUGCAAUGAUAGCAGCUUAUACAGUUUGACAACCUUUCUCUAAAGUGUCGUCAUUUUGGCUCUGAAGCCAAUGAGGUCAUACCAUGAAUGGGAAUUGAAAAUUCUAAUCCAUUACUCAAUGUCUGUAAACUUCCACCUAUAUGUACUUAGAGUGAAUUCUCUAGAGAAGAUAGUCCUUAAGC
Mauremys mutica (yellowpond turtle) is the source of this 2179-nucleotide messenger RNA. It is a transcript of the gene TMEM192, whose product is annotated as transmembrane protein 192. Gene Ontology annotation, cellular component: late endosome; lysosomal membrane. The transcript is spliced from 6 exons. NCBI's taxonomy places the organism in Eukaryota, Metazoa, Chordata, Testudines, Geoemydidae. The coding region runs from base 121 to 939 and encodes 272 amino acids. The record is from RefSeq and is a predicted model, not a curated record.